AUGACGGACAUAAAGAUUGUCCCGCUUGGGGCUGGGCAGGACGUGGGUCGAUCGUGCAUUCUGGUGACCAUCGGCGGAAAGAAUGUGAUGCUUGAUUGCGGUAUGCACAUGGGUUAUCAGGAUGAACGCCGUUUCCCAGAUUUCUCAUACAUCGGUGGAGGAGGAAAGCUGAAUGAUUAUCUGACUUGCGUGAUUAUAUCUCACUUUCACCUCGAUCAUAUGUCGGCAAUCCACGUUUACCUCAUAUGA
Messenger RNA from Cooperia oncophora, 249 nucleotides. NCBI's taxonomy places the organism in Eukaryota, Metazoa, Nematoda, Chromadorea, Rhabditida, Trichostrongylidae. The record is from the annotation of a GenBank genome assembly.